AUGAGCUGCACACACGCGCUGCGGCACGCCGCCGCUGCAUCGCGGUCUUCCCCAUCCGCCGCCGCCAUCCUUGGACCGAGCUCGCGACGUUCCCUCGUCGCAUCGACGUCCAGCGGCUCUGCAGCGGGGGAAUGCUCGAAAGCCGCGUGCUCGUCGGCGCACAUUAUCACGUUCCGAAGGAAACAGAGCGCCUGGGCACAAGCGCUCAGCCACGCGAAGAACCUCGUUGCCGAGGCCGGGAUACACGCCGUGCGAUCCGCCUCUGCGCCACCAGCAGUGCCGGGUGCUGCCCUCAAUACGAUAUUGCCGACGACGGAUGAAGGCGCCGCGUCCAUUCCUUCGCAUUCUGCAUCACUCAAGGCAGCAGGCAAAGCGCGAGCGGCAGAUCCAACAGCAACGUCGUCAUCAUCGCCACAGCCAAGCAGAAGCAGUUGUCCUGAGAGGAGCACUUCGUCCACCGCCAUUAUCCGCGAUCCACUAGAAAUCGUCGGCGCAGAGCUCUCCUCUCUGCGCAAGAACGUCUCUUCGCUCCUCGGCUCAGGCCACCCCUCGCUUGACACGAUUGCAAAGUACUACUUCCAGGCAGAGGGCAAACAUGUCCGGCCGCUGAUCGUGCUGCUGAUGGCGCGUGCGACCAACGGGCUCUCACCGCUCUGGGACCAGCUUGUCCAGGGCGCCGGGUAUAUCGACCCUGGGCAUCGCAUCGGCGGACAGCAUGGUGCAGGAGCGGUAACGGCAGCAUCAGGAGGACUGGACGUCGACGAGCCUCUGAGCCCACGUGAAGUGCUGAACGACUUUAAUCCAGAUGUAGAAGGGAUUGAGUCUCCCUCGUCCGCAUCGCACACACACACACAUGCACAUGCACCCGCGCCUAGCCUCCUUCAGCAAGGCGCGUCGGCCCUCGCGUGCAUCCCGUCCAUCGGUGGCCAACUGAUCCUGCCGACACAGCGGCGCCUCGCCGAGAUCACCGAGAUGAUCCAUGUAGCGUCGCUCUUGCACGACGACGUCAUCGAUGAUUCGUCCCUGCGCCGCGGCGCGCUGAGCGCGCCCGCUGCGUUCGGAAACAAGCUCUCUAUCCUCGGCGGCGAUUUCCUGCUCGGCAGGGCCUCCGUCGCGCUCGCGCGCCUGCGCAACAACGAGGUCGUGGAGCUCGUCGCGACCGUCAUUGCCAACCUGGUCGAGGGCGAGGUGAUGCAGCUGCGCGCACAGGCGCUGCAGCAACAGGAGGGAGCGGCCAAACCGCGCAAGAGCGCAUUCAGCACGUUCUGGGAGGGCGCCAUCUCCGCGACGCCAGGGCCGUCAGAGGCAUCACGCGGGCCGACGCCAGAAGUAUUCGAGCACUAUCUGCAGAAGACGUACCUCAAGACCGCCUCGCUCAUCGGCAAAGCGGCGCGCGCUGCCGCGAUCCUGGGCGGCAAUGGCUCGGAAGCGUGCGCGUCCCUGCCGCCCGCCGCGCAGCAGCGCGCACGGGAGAUCCGCGACGCGGCGUACGCGUACGGGCGCAACGUCGGUAUCGCCUUCCAGCUCGUCGACGACCUGCUUGACUUCCGCGCCACCAGUGCCACCUUCGGCAAGCCCAGCGGCGGCGCCGACCUGCGUCUCGGGCUGGCCACUGCACCAGUGCUGUAUGCGUGGGAGCAGUUCCCCGACAGCGGGCUCGGAGAGAUGGUCGCGCGCAAAUUUGCCGAAACGGACGAUGUAGAAAAGGCACUCGCAAUCGUCGCCAAGUCCAACGGCCUGCUGCGCACCGCCGAUCUCGCCCGCGCGCAUGCAAAGAAGGCGUCCGAUGCCCUGCUCAUCCUGCCGCAGACCGAAGCGCGCGAUGCACUCAUCAAGCUCAAUGAGGACAUUGUCGAACGCGUCAAGUAG
Molecule: messenger RNA, 1869 nt
Organism: Tilletiaria anomala UBC 951
Lineage: Eukaryota; Fungi; Basidiomycota; Exobasidiomycetes; Georgefischeriales; Tilletiariaceae
Product: terpenoid synthase
Exons: 2
Coding region: 1-1869 (622 amino acids)
Biological process (GO): ubiquinone biosynthetic process; isoprenoid biosynthetic process
Cellular component (GO): transferase complex
Molecular function (GO): prenyltransferase activity
Source: RefSeq, a predicted model, not a curated record